GAGGCCGAUUCCGCGCCCGCCAUGGCCGACAAAAUGGACAUGUCUCUGGACGACAUCAUUAAGCUGAACCGGAGCCAGCGAGGCGGCCGCGGCGGGGGUCGGGGCCGCGGCCGGGCUGGCUCGCAGGGAGGCCGCGGCGGCGGAGCACAGGCCGCCGCGCGAGUGAGUCGGGGCGGCGGUCCCAUGCGGAACCGGCCGGCCCUCGCCCGCGGCGCGGCGGGCGGCGGUGGCAGGAACCGACCGGCGCCCUACAGCAGGCCGAAACAACUUCCUGACAAGUGGCAACAUGACCUUUUCGACAGCGGCUUUGGGGGUGGUGCCGGCGUGGAGACCGGUGGGAAACUGCUGGUGUCCAAUCUGGAUUUUGGAGUGUCGGACGCUGACAUACAGGAACUCUUUGCUGAGUUUGGCACUCUGAAGAAAGCGGCCGUGCACUACGACCGCUCCGGACGCAGUCUGGGAACAGCCGACGUGCACUUUGAACGGAAGGCAGACGCCCUGAAAGCUAUGAAACAGUACAACGGCGUCCCUCUGGAUGGCCGCCCCAUGAACAUUCAGCUCGUCACGUCACAGAUUGACACACAGCGGAGACCGAUACAGAGUGUGAACAGAGGCGGGAUGACUAGGAACCGUGGUUCUGGAGGAUUUGGCGGCGGUGGCGCUCGGCGAGGCGCCCGUGGAGGCAGCCGGGGCAGAGGCAGAGGCACGGGCAGGAGUUCAAAGCAGCAGCUUUCCGCAGAGGAGUUGGACGCCCAGCUGGACGCUUAUAAUGCGAGAAUGGACACCAGUUAAACAGACCAGCAAGCCUGUGCACAGGACAGGCUCCAGGCGGCUCGUCCAUGCUCCCUGGCGGGAGGGGCUGGCGGGCUGGGGCUGUGUGGCCAAUGAUGAAGUUUUCUCUUACGUUUUAAAAUAGGAUUUAAAACUCAUGUAAAGGUUUUUUUUUCCCUUUUUUUUUUUUUUUUUUUUAAUUCUGAAACAGACCUGUUUUGUACUGAGUUAUUUUUGGGAUAAAUUUUACUGGUUGCUGUUGUGGAGAAGGUGGCAUUUUCGCCUUCGCCAUAAUAAAGUAGAAGUGUGUGUA
Molecule: messenger RNA, 1084 nt
Organism: Rhinolophus ferrumequinum (greater horseshoe bat)
Lineage: Eukaryota; Metazoa; Chordata; Mammalia; Chiroptera; Rhinolophidae
Gene: ALYREF
Product: Aly/REF export factor
Exons: 6
Coding region: 22-792 (256 amino acids)
Biological process (GO): mRNA export from nucleus
Cellular component (GO): nucleus
Molecular function (GO): mRNA binding
Source: RefSeq, a predicted model, not a curated record